AUGCUGUACCUUGAUCAAGGCGAAGUGAAAUCACAGACCAACACACAGACAGAGGACUUUCACCAAGAGCGAGCAAAAUUGAAGUACGCAAAUCCUAAAUACAUCGCCGAUGUCGUCGUGUUCACCGGGAGGAAGAGCAGGCACGACCCCUACUUGACCAACAUGACAGGUACUUUGCUCAUGCCCUAUGGAAAUAAUGUUACGUUCGCAACAACUUUAACGCUAAAGUCUGGCGGUGACUUCCGAAUAGAGUCCAAAGUGUGUGAGACUAUCAAGUACAAAUGGAUGAAUGAAUUCAUGAGCUCAUUCACCAACUUAUCACUAAAGAAGUGUCCCUUUCCAGCUGCUAGAUACACAUAUAUCAACAUGGAACUCCCGCCAAAAAAUAUUCCCCUCCCGAUAGCCGACGGUGACUAUUGGAUUAAGUUUGAAUUAUACCUCACCUCCACAAAGGAACCUAUUUUGGAAAUCGACACGCUCUUACAUUUUGAUAAAACUAAGAAAAAUUCUAAAAAAAAUAAAAAAGGAAAACAUUAA
Molecule: messenger RNA, 537 nt
Organism: Arctia plantaginis
Lineage: Eukaryota; Metazoa; Arthropoda; Insecta; Lepidoptera; Erebidae
Source: the annotation of a GenBank genome assembly